Molecule: messenger RNA, 2867 nt
Organism: Acyrthosiphon pisum (pea aphid)
Lineage: Eukaryota; Metazoa; Arthropoda; Insecta; Hemiptera; Aphididae
Exons: 3
Coding region: 391-1788 (465 amino acids)
Source: RefSeq, a predicted model, not a curated record
CGGUCUCCUAGAAGCUUAUAAAAGAUCGUAAUUAGAGGUCAUCGUGCGUCUUAGAUUCAAUGCCAAUGCACAAACACGGUCAGACUGCACAUUUCCACAAUGCGAUUCUCGUUCGAUUUCGGGUAGUACUGCGUCGAUAUUUGAUCAUAGUUAUGUUAUUUACGCGGUUCUAACUGCAAUAAAUUAAUAAUAAUAUAACAUAAUAAUAUAGAGUUUAAGUAUUGAAAAGUUUUAACGCGCUACUAGCAUUUCCAAGAUGCGCCGGACACGGGUCGUCUAAGGCUACUAUAUUAUAUUGUAUAAUAUAAAAUAUACCAAAAUAAUUCAAGAUAUAUCAGAGACGAUUAUCAAAUCGAUCAACAGCUGUGGAUUUAUUUUUAAAUUUCGACCAUGAAAACGGAUAAAAAAAUGGUGCUGAUUUUUCUUUCAUUCCUGGUUGUUGCUCAUUGCACGGACUUGCAGCCACUGGCGAGCAGCGACGAAGAGAACCGAGUAGAUCCGUUCGACAGACUAGCCGCAGGUGUCGGUGGCGGCAACCCGCACCCCGAAACGAGCGUUACCGAGUCGACCACGACUCCGGCGGCCGUCGACGGCCACCGGUCAGGCAGACAGUAUUACCAACAGUCGGCGGCAUUCGCGUUCCAGCCAUAUCCGCAGCGCAGGGCAUACAACAAGAACCCGGGCCAGCCGAUGAAGAGGCCCAAGUUCAGGACGAAACCCGGCGGUGGAAGGCGGGGGCUGAGGCCACGACGCAGGCCGUCCAUGUCUGGUGGGCCACCGACGAUGCCUUCGGCGACCGGUUCGCGGUACAGGCGGUUACCAUCACCGGCUCCGAUGUUGCGCCCUCAGCACGUCAACUAUAUCGACACGGCGGGUGGAGCGGACUACGAUGACGGUUUCGAGUCAGCGCCAUUGCCCGUGUCGUCGUUAGACUACGGCGACAUGCGUGAAUUUGACCACGAAUCGGCCGCUUACGCUUACGGGCCGCCGCUGCAGGCCGUCGCUGGUGGUCGGUCACGCAAGCGUCCCGUCAUCGUCGCCGCCGCCUCCACCGUCGGGUACGCCGACGAAACGCGUCCGGCGGGCAUCGUGCACGUGCCGAUGCGCGUCAUUCGGCCCACCGCACCUCCGCGGUCGACCGCCGCCAACGAAGUGGACGCGGUGGCUGACCCGAUGGACAAGCUCAGACAGUUGGUGCACGAGGCAAUGGACGAGCACUUUGCCAACCGGCACCAAGAUCUGUACGGCGACGGGUUCGGAAAACAGCAUCAGCAGCAGCAGCAACAGCAACAGAACCAUCCGAACAUGCAGCAGGUGUACAGCGCCAAGUACAAGCGGCAACCGCCUACGCCCGCCGACAGGGAGAAGGCCCUACACCACGAUCAUGAACAACAGCGAACGGCCGACGCAGUGAGGUCUGCCACGGCGGCCGUACAGCCAUCGCAGUCAUCAUCCGUCAAGGCGACCAAAGACGCGGACGUGGACGCGGACGGUUCGGACGACCGGCUGACGUUGGCCGAGAUAUCUGCGUACAUGGGCGCUAAACCCGCGGAAACGGUACUCAGCGCCGGCGGUCACCGGUACGUGUUGUCUGACGCACUGCAGCAGAGCUACCGACACCAACAGCAACAGCGCCAACAGCUAGAUCACCAUCACCAGCAGUACAGCGGCGAUGACCAUCACCAUCAGUACGGCGGCGAGGACCAUCAUCAGCCGCAGUAUUUGCCUUACGUGUCGCCGUUCGAGGCGCUUUACGAGCUGCCGGCCGCUCGGUGGACGUACAAGUAAUAUUGUAGGUACAAUUAUUUACUGCACAGUAGGCGUACGUGGCACAUUUUCUGUGCAUCUUGUUUCAUAUUAGGUAGCUGAUUCUAAUCAUCCAUCCAAAACCAUAAAGGACCGCUAGUUAUACUAGUCGAAACCAAUAAAAAAAUAAAAUAAAAAAUUUCAGUUGCACCUAAAAUGAUACUAAUACUUACUGUAUUAUACGCAUUUAUACAUAAUUCCAUCCAAAUAAAAAUUAAACAAUAACUAUUUUUGAUGACUAAAAUAUUAUAAUUCGCUUGUUAUCUGUAAUGACGUGUACAGGCACUUAGAGUAUUGAAGCCUGCAGAACUCUGGAUGUUCUUAAGCAGUUAAGGUGUCAAAAAUUGAUAAAAACAAUUAACUAUAAUAUGAAUAAAUUCAUCCUCUAAGUAAAAAAUUUAAAUAACACUUUGAAAAUAAAUUUCUGCAAAUUAUAGGUUGAAUAUUAUAUUUUUAUAUUACCCUUGAGUGUAAAUGUGUAAUAAUUAUAGCACGUUAUAAAAAUCAGUACUCAGCACACGCUUAUAAUACUUACGUACCUACUUAAUUCUAUACGAAAAUCAUUCUCUUCCAAUCGUAGUUAUAUAUUAUAUGAGUUUGCUCGAUUAAACGUAGGUACCGGAGAUUAAGUAUACUUACAUGUAACUUAUAAAAUAUUUUAAAUACUUAGGUACUUCGGUACUAACAUAAUUAGAUAAUAUUAAAACCUCGUAUAUUGAACUUUUAUAGUAUAUAAUAUAAUAAUACAUAAAAUGUAUACCAUAAAUAUAUUGUAAAUUUAACUGUAUCGGAAAUUUGUUUUAUUCAUUUACGAUUAUAUAUUUAUAUUAUAUAUUAGUUGAAUUCUUGUAAUUAUUGAUAAUGUUCGGCACACACGUUGAGUGUGCGACUUGUUUAUGUACCUAUACCUAUUAUUAUUUAUUAUUUAUGAUUUUUUUUUGUGUACACAAUACAUAGUAUAGCAUAUAAAUAAUAUACAAUAUGUAUUAACUAUGACUAUAAUAUUUUUGUGAAAAUGUCUACAUUUUGUUAAAUUAUAAUAUUAUUAUUAUCUAUGUCGA